Heterostelium album PN500 is the source of this 396-nucleotide messenger RNA. It is a transcript of the gene febA, whose product is annotated as 4E-binding protein. Gene Ontology annotation, biological process: negative regulation of translational initiation. Gene Ontology annotation, molecular function: eukaryotic initiation factor 4E binding. Gene Ontology annotation, cellular component: cytoplasm. The record is from RefSeq and is a predicted model, not a curated record. Bases 1 to 396 code for a protein of 131 amino acids. NCBI's taxonomy places the organism in Eukaryota, Evosea, Eumycetozoa, Acytosteliales, Acytosteliaceae. The transcript is spliced from 2 exons.
AUGUCAUCUGCUUCACCUUCAACAACAAGCACCAGAGCUAUCCCAUUCCCAGCCAAGGAUCCACGACAUGACUUGAUGAAUUUUUCGACUUCGUUGGGUGGGUCAAUCUAUGGAACCACUCCAGGUGGUACCAAGAUUAAAUACGAUCGUUCUACUCUGUUGCAAAUCCGUAAUUCACCACUCUCGAAAACACCACCACCUGAAUUGGCUGGUAUCAUAGAGGUACUCAAUAAACCACAGCAUGCACAUCAACAACAACAACAACCAAAAUCACCACAAGUCAAGUCACAGAAGCCACCAACCGCACCAGUACAACCACCACAACAACAACCCGAAUCAACUGCUCAAAAGACCGCAUCGACCGCUAAAACAAACGAAGAGGCUGGUAAGAUUUAG